Triticum aestivum (bread wheat) is the source of this 1223-nucleotide messenger RNA. Its product is annotated as anaphase-promoting complex subunit 10. The transcript is spliced from 7 exons. The record is from RefSeq and is a predicted model, not a curated record. The coding region runs from base 1 to 900 and encodes 299 amino acids. Gene Ontology annotation, cellular component: anaphase-promoting complex. Lineage: Eukaryota; Viridiplantae; Streptophyta; Magnoliopsida; Poales; Poaceae. Gene Ontology annotation, biological process: protein K11-linked ubiquitination; anaphase-promoting complex-dependent catabolic process.
AUGCGAUCGCAAAGUGCGGCGGCCGGUGAUCGGGGCGGGGAAAUCAAGAUCUUGACGGCGGCGACUAUAACAAGCAGCCCACGAACUAAACUGACUCGAGAGGAGGAGCCUGCUGAGCAACCAAACCCCUUCCCGGUCGCCGCCGUUCGUCGCCGCCGCCACUUGUCCAGGAGAGUGCCCAGGCGACCCCGCAUCGCCACUCGCCCAGGAAGUGUUGCUGCUCGCCCAGGAGGUUUGCCGCCUGCCCAUCCGGCCUUCCGCUGCCUCCGGCGUCCCGCCUCCGCACGUUUUUUGGCCUGGGAGUCCGACGGCGAGCAGGAGGCGGCGGCCACUCCGACGCUGGGAGACUCCACGGCAGGACGGCUGAAGGGCUGCCAGGAGCUCUCGCUGGAGGGCGACAUGCGAGAGAUGGCCAAGACGGCCGUCUGGAGCGUCAGCUCCAGCAAACCCGGCAAUGGCGCCGCCUCCCUACGCGAUGACAGCCUCGACACCUACUGGCAGUCGGACGGUGCGCACCCGCACUUGCUCAACAUCCAGUUCCAGAAGAAGGUGCAGCGGCAGCUUGUUGUGCUGUACGUGGAUUUCAAGUUGGACGAGAGCUACACGCCGAGCAAGAUCUCCAUCCGGGCCGGCGACGGCUUCCACAAUCUCAAGGAAAUUAAAACGGUGGAACUUUCAAAGCCAGUAGGAUGGGUUCAUAUAUCAUUAUCUGGCACUGAUCCCCGAGAAACAUUCGUUCAUACAUUUAUGCUCCAAAUUGCGGUGUUGGCCAAUCACCUGAACGGGAGGGACACUCAUGUCCGACAAAUCAAGAUAUACGGGCCACGACCGAACCCCGUUCCCCACCAGCCUUUCAUCCUCAUUUCCAGGGAAUGCAUAAUGUAUUCCACCGUCAGGUGAGACUGAGAUUCCGUGAACCCUCGCCACCUCAUGUCACUUGGGAGGGAUCAUCCACGGUCAAGGUGCAGACCUUGAUUGUGGCCUGCGCGCUUUUGUAAGAACGCCGACAUGGACUAAGUAGCCGAUGAAGUGUUCAGCCUAUGUUAUUGUGGAUCGAGUUGCCGCUGAAGCAUCAUCAUGGUGUCUCUCUGAACAUCUACCAUGUAGCUUUUUCUUUUUUUGAGACAAAUCUACCAUGUAGCUGAUCUUGUAUUACAUUCCAUCAGUGGAGAAGAAGUUUUUUUCUAUCUUUUUUUUAAGAAGAUGUUUUUUCCAUUCCAUUG